Molecule: messenger RNA, 1157 nt
Organism: Hippocampus zosterae (dwarf seahorse)
Lineage: Eukaryota; Metazoa; Chordata; Actinopteri; Syngnathiformes; Syngnathidae
Gene: ptpmt1
Product: protein tyrosine phosphatase mitochondrial 1
Exons: 4
Coding region: 123-677 (184 amino acids)
Biological process (GO): protein dephosphorylation
Molecular function (GO): phosphatidylglycerophosphatase activity; phosphatidylinositol-4,5-bisphosphate 5-phosphatase activity; protein tyrosine/serine/threonine phosphatase activity
Source: RefSeq, a predicted model, not a curated record
AACCGGAAAAGAAGGUGGGGGCGGGGCACCAAACAACGUGCUUCGCAAACUGCGUCUCAAUUGAUGUCCUACACCCGUGACCUGCGGAAACAUUGUGUUGUAGAAUAUUUAGCAAUUUAAUUAUGUCUGGAGUUUUAGCAAGGCUGCUCUUCUACCCUACACUCGCCUACAAUGUCGUCAUGGAGAAAGUGUCUUCGCGAAGGUGGUUUGACCGUGUGGACGAAACGGUCCUACUUGGAGCGCUGCCCUUCAGAUCCAUGACCAAACAGCUGGUAGAAACUGAAAACGUUCGAGGAGUGAUCACAAUGAAUGAGAACUAUGAGACCAAAUACUUUUGUAACUCUGCUGAGGAGUGGCAGGCUGCUGGGGUUGAGCAACUGAGACUCAGCACUGUGGACCUCACCGGUGUUCCCACUUUAGAGAAUCUGCACCGAGGUGUUGAGUUUGCUCUGCGACAAAGAGAGAAGGGAAACAGUGUUUAUGUCCACUGCAAGGCUGGACGUUCCCGCAGUGCCACACUGGCUGCUGCAUACCUCAUACGGCUACACUGUUGGACCCCUGAGGAAGCAUGUCAGAAACUGGCAUCGGUCAGACCACACAUCCUGGUGCGUACCGCCCAGGUGGAAAUGUUGAGGAAAUACCAUCUGCAAGUGUGUGCGCAGUCCCAAGUGGAGUGAAGCACAUCGUUUGGUGCCUCCUGCUGGAUGGAUGGAGUCUGGAACACUUGAAAUUGGUCAUUUGGACUUGGGUCUCCUCUUGCUACCGUUUAUGUACACUCUGGGGCAAGAUAGUAGAGCUUGUUGGACCUUUGGUUUUUUUAAUCAACAUUUUCAAAGUUUUAUCGAUUUGUUACAUUUUUAGUUGUCAAUUCAAGACUGCAUCAAAAGCAUGAAUUUGUGUUGAAAAUUUCUUACCUUGUAUGGUUUUCUGUUUGCAAUCUGAAGUAAUGUAUUUUGUAUUGAAUGGAAAGUAGUGUAGCAAAUGGGACGCAAACAUUUAAAAUAUGUCGUGAAUUCUAAUUGUAUUUGGUGUGAUGUUUUACAUGCAACAGAUUUACAGACAAAAUUGCACGAAAUUUUUAGUUUUUUCACAUUUCUUAUCAUUGAGUUUACUUUGAAAAACUGCCAUUGUUUCUUGAAUAAAACAUUUAAAUGCUG